Molecule: messenger RNA, 1575 nt
Organism: Solanum verrucosum
Lineage: Eukaryota; Viridiplantae; Streptophyta; Magnoliopsida; Solanales; Solanaceae
Product: eukaryotic initiation factor 4A-9-like
Exons: 5
Coding region: 106-1347 (413 amino acids)
Molecular function (GO): ATP binding; RNA binding; RNA helicase activity
Source: RefSeq, a predicted model, not a curated record
UCUCUUUUGAACUCUGAUCCGAGAAGCUUGGGAAAACCCUAACUUCUCUGUACUCAUACACAACAACAACUCCUCUUUCUCAUCUCUUCUUCAGUCUUUCUAGUCAUGGCGGGUGCAGCUCCUGAUGGAUCCCAAUUUGAUGCUCGUCAAUUUGAUUCAAAAAUGACAGAGUUGCUAAAUGCUGAAGGGCAAGAGUUUUUUACCUCAUAUGACGAGGCUUAUGAUACUUUUGAUGCUAUGGAAUUGAAGGAGAAGCUCCUGAGAGGCAUUUAUGCAUAUGGUUUUGAGAAGCCCUCAGCAAUCCAACAAAGGGGAAUUGUACCUUUUUGCAAAGGUCUUGAUGUGAUUCAGCAGGCUCAGUCUGGAACGGGAAAGACUGCUACUUUUUGUUCUGGAGUUCUGCAACAACUGGACUAUGAACUGUUAGAUUGUCAAGCCUUGGUCUUGGCACCUACUCGUGAGCUUGCACAACAAAUUGAGAAGGUCAUGCGAGCACUUGGAGACUAUCUUAAAGUCAAGGUUCAUGCUUGUGUGGGAGGUACCAGUGUCCGUGAGGAUCAAAGGAUCCUUUCAAGUGGGGUUCAUGUUGUUGUGGGAACACCUGGACGUGUAUUUGACAUGUUGAGAAGGCAGUCUCUCCGCCCUGAUCACAUUAAGAUGUUUGUAUUGGAUGAGGCUGAUGAAAUGCUCUCCAGAGGGUUCAAGGAUCAGAUCUAUGAUAUUUUCCAGCUAUUGCCUCCUAAGAUUCAGGUUGGUGUUUUCUCUGCCACAAUGCCUCCUGAGGCCCUUGAGAUCACAAGGAAGUUCAUGAAUAAACCUGUGAGGAUUCUUGUGAAACGGGAUGAACUGACCUUAGAAGGUAUCAAACAGUUUUAUGUGAAUGUGGAAAAGGAAGAAUGGAAGCUUGAGACCCUUUGCGAUCUAUAUGAAACCUUAGCCAUCACACAGAGUGUGAUUUUUGUGAAUACUCGUCGCAAAGUUGACUUGUUAACAGACCAGAUGCAAAGCAGAGACCAUACAGUCUCAGCUACCCAUGGUGACAUGGACCAGAACACUAGGGAUAUUAUAAUGUGUGAAUUCCGUACUGGUUCCUCUCGUGUUCUCAUCACCACUGAUCUUUUAGCCAGAGGAAUUGAUGUUCAACAAGUCUCCCUCGUCAUAAACUAUGAUCUCCCCACUCAACCUGAAAAUUACCUUCAUCGUAUUGGACGUAGUGGACGGUUUGGUAGGAAGGGUGUUGCAAUCAAUUUUGCAACCAAGGAUGAUGAGAGAAUGCUUUCUGACAUUCAGAGGUUUUACAACGUGGUGAUUGAGGAGCUUCCAGCAAAUGUCGCUGAUCUCCUAUAAGCUUCCUGCUCUGAGGCUGGCUACAAGAAUCGAACAGCAGGCCGUUGUUUGAUUUGGCCAUUUCUCCACACUUAACUCUCUUUUUCUUCUUUUUUAUUAGUCUUGAUUUAUAUGUUUUAACUGUGUUUAGUUUAAUAGUCUUAGUGUAACGCUGAACUAGUUAGUAAUACACAUUAGAUUGUCUAAUUCAUCAUAUACAAUGGUAGGCUCUCUUUUUAUUAUUGUUAA